UACGCCCACUUCCGCCUGGCCAAAGCGAGCGGAAGUAGACCUGCCCCUAGCCGUGGAGGUGCUUAGACUGACUCGCCCCUCUUCCCAGCUGGUCGGCGAGGCGCGGAUUGAAGGGAAAGGGGCAGUACUCACAGGUCUGGGCAGGAUAACAGUAGGACUGCUGUGCAGAUGGGGACGAGUCGAUACAGGAAAAGCAGCUCCUGGCACGGGAUACAGGCUCCAUAAGUGCCUGCUGUAGUCAUUCGCGGACCAGAGUCAGGUCAGGGAGGCUUGGCCUCACUCCCAAGGGGCUGAGGCACUUGUCAGCUAAGCCACACCUGGUUCCAGGUGUCCACAAAAUAUGAGGGGCUCCCCCUCCCUGAUGCUGCUGUACCUGGGACUAACCACCUGCCUGGAUAGUUCUCCCACUGUGGGGCAAGACCAAGGCCCAGAAGUCUUCCUGGAUGCCCCGGAGGCUCAGAGUGUCCUGGGCAGCCGUGGCCGAGGCCGGGUCCGGCGAGCUAAUCACUGGGACCUGGAGCUGUUCACGCCGGGGAACCUGGAACGUGAGUGCCUGGAGGAGCGGUGCUCCUGGGAGGAGGCCCGCGAGUACUUCGAGGACAACACCAUGACGGAGCGUUUCUGGGAGAACUACAUCUACAACGGCAAGGGAGGGCGUGCACGGGUGGAUGUGGCAGGCCUGGCAGUGGGGCUGACGUCUGGCAUCCUGUUCAUCGUGCUGGCCGGCCUGGGAGCCUUUUGGUAUCUGCACUGGCGACAGCGACGAGGCCUGCAGCCUUGUCCUCAAGAGGCAGGGCUCAUUAGCCCUCUGAACUCUCCCGGCCCACCAGUGCCCCUGCCUCCACCCCUACCCCCAGGCCUCCCCACCUAUGAGCAGGCUCUG
Molecule: messenger RNA, 883 nt
Organism: Tupaia belangeri chinensis (Chinese tree shrew)
Lineage: Eukaryota; Metazoa; Chordata; Mammalia; Scandentia; Tupaiidae
Gene: PRRG2
Product: proline rich and Gla domain 2
Cellular component (GO): plasma membrane; extracellular region
Molecular function (GO): calcium ion binding
Source: RefSeq, a predicted model, not a curated record